CAUUGACCAUGCAGCAAGAGUCAUGCAAGUUAUUACAUGGAACAACUCUUUUAGAGGUGUACCUAACGGUGAUGGAUCCACAGAUAACUUCGAGGCUGAAGAAUAUGAGACACAUGCCACAAUUUUGGAUAAAUUGCUAGCGUGGGAGAAAAAACUAUAUGAAGAAGUGAAGACUGGUGAGGUUAUGAAGGUUGAAUAUCAGCGCAAAGUUUCUGUGCUGAACAAGUUGAGAAAACGCGGUGCUAGUUCUGAACAAUUGGAGAAGGCAAAAGCUGCUGUUAGCCAUUUGCAUACACGGUAUAUUGUUGACAUGCAAUCAUUGGAUACAACGGUGUCGGAAGUGAAUGAUAUACGCGACAAGCAGCUGUAUCCAAAACUUGUGGCUCUUGUUCAUGGGAUGGCGACGAUGUGGGAAUCCAUGUGCAUGCAUCAUGAAAUCCAGCUAAGAAUUGUGAUGGAUCUCAAAUCCCUCAACGUCUCUGGGAUUCUCAUUGAAACGAGCAAACAUCAUCAAGAGUGUACGACACAGCUUUGGAACGUCGUCCAACAAUGGCAUUCACAAUUCGAAAAGCUAGUGAAUAAUCAAAGACAAUACAUCCAUGCUCUUAACAGAUGGUUGAAGCUAAAUCUCAUACCGAUUGGGAGCAGCUUAAAAGACAAAAGCUCAUCCCCUCCGAGAGUUCAGGCGCCCCCUAUCCAACAGCUUCUUCAUUCUUGGCACGAUCACCUUGAAAAGCUUCCCGAUGAAGUUGCCAAAAGCGCAAUUGCCUCCUUUGCUGCUGUGAUAAAGACAAUUAUUGAUCACCGGGAGGAAGAAAUGAAGUUCAAGGAAAAGUACGAAGAAACCAGAAAGGAGUACCUACGUAAAAAACAGGCAUUCGAUGAGUGGCAUCAGAAAUACAUGCAGCGCAGAACUCCACAUGAGGAGACUGACCCUGAGAAUGGCAUAGAAACGAAUGUCAAGGAUCCAGUAGCCGAAAAACAGUUUGUGGUUGAGAGCUUGAAAAGGAGAUGGGAAGAUGAAUGCGAAGAUCACCAGAAACACUGUAUUCAAGUGAGGGAAAAGUCACUCGUAAGUCUCAAAAGCCGGCUUCCCGAGCUUUUCCGAGCCUUAUCAGGCUAUGCUCGUGCGUGUUCCGAUGCUUACGAGAAACUGAGGUUGCUUACGCAAUCGCAGCAGUCAAAUAGGGGUUUAUAAGCUUUCAUGUUAUAUUUAACGUAGGGAACUAUAGUUUUUCAACAAUGAGAUUGUUUUCAAACAUUGCCGUUUUUGCAAUAUUUGUUGCCAGUCCAUUUGGCUCUUGUCGUGCACUGAAAUUCCUUGAGAAAGAUUUUGCAAGCUCGCAGAAAAUCAAACUUCUAAGUUAUUUUGUUGAAA
Messenger RNA from Olea europaea var. sylvestris, 1378 nucleotides. RefSeq names its product nitrate regulatory gene2 protein-like. Bases 23 to 1198 code for a protein of 391 amino acids. NCBI's taxonomy places the organism in Eukaryota, Viridiplantae, Streptophyta, Magnoliopsida, Lamiales, Oleaceae. The transcript has 3 exons. The record is from RefSeq and is a predicted model, not a curated record.